GGUUAAAAGGAUGGAGGGAAUCACUCCAGAUUGCACCUCUGGAAGAAAUUUCAUACAAAAUGAAAUCAAAGACUACCUACUUGAAACUUCUGUUUUGGAUGGGAUAAGUAUUGCUGGUAAGUCAUAUAAAUAAAUGUGCUGCUAAGAUUUGAAUUUACUAAGGUAAUGGCCUAGCCCAAAUUUGGUUGUGUGUGGUGUGUGUGUUUAGUUUGUUUGUUUUUAUUUUUUUAUUCUAAAUAAACUGUGCUGUAAAAUAUUAUGUCUUCUCUAUAAGGUUCCCUGGGGGAAAAAUCCACCAGUCUACCAAGUACUGUGUGUUACAAUGGUCAGAGUUACCCAAAGGCACCAUUACCACAAGACAGUAAAAUCAGAUAAGGCACAUUAUGUGCUGGUCUAUAUAAACUCCUGACUUAAACAUCCAUGGAAGUCUUUGGAGGAAGGGGAUGGGUGGGAUGACCUGCUUUUGUUUUGAGUUUUCUUGCUGGGUUGAUUAUUCUGCCCUUUGAAUAUGUUAAUAGACGGUUUCCAUUUGGUAGGAGGAACAUGAAGGUGCUUAAAGGAGCUUGUGGUCUUGCUGAAUUUGGAGGAUUUGUUGUGUCUCUAGUGGAUUUAGAAACACAGGAAGGGUCAUACUGGACCAGACCUGAAGUCCCGCUAGUUCAGUAUCCUCUCACUAACAGAUGCUUUAGAUGCACACUUUGCAGUAGGCAGAUGUGGGAUAAUCUGCCCCCCCCCCCCCCCCCGCCCCAUUAGUUCCGAUCCUAAUCUCUUAUAGUUUGAGACUGGUUUAAAUCCCAAAGCAUGAGGUUUAAUAUCCCUCCCAAAACUUGUUCAGGUUAGUUAUAACAGCGCUGGCUAUUCUUAUCAGACACGUGUGGCAGGGUAUGUGUGCCCCCUUUUUGAAGGGCAGGCACUUGUGGAAAGCAGUCUCCUUAGCUGCCAUGCUGUGGCUUGCUGCAUCUACUGCUGUCCUUCAUCGAUGGUUAUCCUGGCAGCCUGAUUGGCUGCAUCUAGCUCCUUCCCUCUGCCUGUGCUUUUGGUCUAAGUUUCAGUUUCCUUUCUGCUGCUCUGCUUAGUUUCUUUUCUCCUCCUCCUCCCCGGUGGCUUGGACGUUUUUCCUCUUCCCUCUGAGUCAGCUGAUUUUCAGUAAGUCUCCGUCAGUGGUGAGCUUGCGCUGAGGCUGUCCCCCUCCUCUUGGAAAGGUCAGGGGGAACUUGCCUUCCCUGACUUCAGCCUGCAGCUCAGAGCAGGGGGCACCACCAUCCACCUGCUGCAGCAACAGGGCGCGUUGUGCCGAAGGGUUUUUCUCUCCUUGGCAGGCGUGAAGCCAGGGCAAAGGAUGAAAAGGAAAGCUGGGAACUAGUUCUACAGGAGUUCAAUUAGCUCAAAAACUGGAGCACAGAUGACUGCGGAGCAGAAAGCAGGCCUGCGGUGCUACCGGCAGUACAUCGAGAAGACACUGAAUCCUGCCUAUGUGCUGGGCAACAUGAAGGAAUGGCUCUCUGAUGUUGCCAAAGAGAGAAUUCAGACUGAAGAACAGAAGGAGGGGCUGACUGCUGCUGCGGCACUCUUCGUUGACUCUCUACUGCAGCUCGAAUCAGAAGGAUGGUUUCGGGGAUUUCUAGAUGCACUGAAUGCAGCAGGUUACACUGGUCUGAGAGAAGCCAUUGAAAACUGGGAUUUCCAAAAACUUGAAAGCCUGGAAGUACAUCGACAGCUGCUGAAACGUAUAGAAGCUACGAUGAGAGAAAUUGAUGCAGAACAGAUAAUUCCUUUCUUAAACACUUGUCUCAUAGACCGAGAAUGUGAAGAGAUUCUGCAGGUCAGAGAACUGAAAGGCAGAAUGGCUGGUGCAGUAAAGCUCAUUGAAUGCCUUUCUAGGUCAGACAAGGAAAACUGGCCCAAAACCUUUCAUCUAGCUCUAGAACGAGCAGGAUAUGACCCAACGAGCAAACUGUGGAAUAUGAAAGAAGAUAAUGAUAAAGAGAUGGAUGCUGAGAUGGAGGACCAGAAUGGGAACAGUAGUGCCUUGGACAUAAAUAUACAGUAUUCCGAAGAAGCAGAAGUUCACAAUUUCAGUGAAAGUCCGUGUUCUCCUUCAGAAGUUUCUCAACAACCUACUUAUGGACCAAAGAAGCCUAGAAGUUAUCAGAUUGAGCUUGCCCAGCCUGCUGUCAGUGGGAAAAAUACAAUCAUAUGUGCUCCUACUGGAUCUGGGAAAACCUUUGUGGCACUUCUGAUUUGUGACAAUCAUUUCCAAAACAUGCCCAAGGAACAGAAAGGGAAGAUUGUCUUUCUAGCAACUAAAGUUCCAGUAUAUGAACAACAGAAAAAAGUCUUCACGCAACACUUUGAAAGAACCAGGUACAAAGUUGCAGGGAUUUCUGGGGAAACGGCUGGGGAUGUCUCUUCAGCAAGCAUUAUUGAAGGGAAUGAUAUCAUUGUCUUGACACCUCAGAUCCUUGUGAAUAGCCUCAAAGACGGAACCGUUUCUUCCCUUGCCAUUUUCACUUUGAUUAUAUUUGAUGAGUGCCACAACACCAUUGGGAAUCACCCCUAUAAUGUGUUAAUGACCAGCUACUUGAACCUUAAAUUUGACUCCGCUGCGAAACAGCUGCCUCAGAUUGUUGGCUUAACAGCCUCUGUCGGCGUGGGCAGUGCCAAGACCCUUGAGGAGACGAAAGAAUACAUCUGUACCCUCUGCGCCUGCCUCGACAUACAAGUCCUAUCUACCAUCAGAGAGAACACACAGGAACUGGAGGAGAUUGUAUACAGGCCCAAAAAAUUUUUCAGACUAGUCGGGAAGCGCCCCCAAAACCACUUUAUGGACAUUAUCUCCGUCCUGAUGUCUGAGACUGAGGCCCUGGCAAGCAAGGUUUACCCAAUAGAUACAUUGUCCCACAUUAAGAGUAAACGUUUCGGAACGCAAUGCUAUGAACAGUGGAUCGUUGACACUCAGAAGAAGUGCAGAAUGUUGCAACUGCCGGAUAAGAAGGAAGAGAGCAAGAUUUGUAGAGCUCUUUUUAUUUACACUGAACACUUACGGAAAUACAAUGACGCCCUCAUCAUCAACGAAGAUGCACGGACUCAGGAUGCGUUAGCCUACUUGACUGAAUUUUUCAAUGACAUUAGAAGUGGAGGGUUUGAUGAGAUAGAUCGACAGUUAACAGUGAACUUUGAAGCUAAACAACAGGAACUGAAAGAGGCCUCAGAAGAUGAACUGAAUGAGAAUCCCAAACUGGAGGAGCUCACCUUCAUCCUGAAUGAAGAAUACCGCCUAAAGCCAGAGACCCGCACCCUUCUCUUUGUUACCACAAGAGCUCUAGUGUCUGCUUUGAAGAAAUGGAUUUAUGAAAAUCCUACACUCAGCUACCUAAAACCAGAUACGUUGAUGGGGCGUAGCAAAAGAAACCAGCAAACAGGUAUGACACUCUCAAAUCAAAAGGGCGUACUGGACUCGUUCAAAACCAACAGCGACAGUAAGAUACUAAUAACUACAGCUGUUGCUGAUGAAGGGAUUGAUAUUGCUCAGUGCAACCUGGUUCUCCUCUAUGAAUACUCUGGCAAUGUCACCAAAAUGAUCCAAGUCCGAGGUCGUGGAAGGGCAAAAGACAGCAAGUGCAUCCUUGUGACAAGCAAAAGCGAAGUGGCUGAGAAUGAGAGAAACAAUAUCUAUAAGGAGGAGAUGAUGAACAAAGCCAUUGAGCAGCUGCAGGAGUGGGAUGAGGAAAAGUUCGCAAGGAAGAUAAAUGACCUGCAAAACAAGGAAAAGACCAUGCGAGAUUCCAGAAAGAGAGGGAGAACACAAAAGCCCCUGGGGGGCAAUAGAAAAUUGCUCUGUGGGAAGUGCAAAGCAGAUGCCUGUAAUACAGAAGACAUCAGGGUUAUAGAGGAGUCUCACCACACAGUCUUAGGUGCCCUGUUUAAGGAACGUUUUCUAACAAAGCCUCACAAAAAACCAAGCUGCUAUGACAACUUUGAGAAGAAAUGUAAAAUGUACUGCCGGGACUCCAAGUGCCAGCAUGACUGGGGAAUCACAGUGAGGUACAAGACAUUCGAUGACCUCCCAGUGAUCAAAAUUGAAAGCUUUGUGGUGAAGGAUGUCACAACUGGGAAACUCUCAGUUUUCCGGAAAUGGAGGGAUGUGGAUUUUGCGAUGAGGGAAUUUGACAUUAAUGAAAUGUCCAGUACAGAGUGAGUAACAACUGGUUCAUCACCACCCUACUGUGUGAGCUAUUUCAUACACAAAUGCACAUUCCUAAAUACAUGCAGAAUGGGCAAAUGGCAGCACUUGCUUAAAGGGGGCUCUGCAGUCUUUCAUUCGUAAUUCUAUUAUGAAGGUUACGCUAUUUUGUACUCAGUUCUAAGUGGAUGGAUGUAGACUAAUAAUGCUCUAAGAACUAUUGUAUUUCAUGCCAUGGCUGAUAGACUUUUUGCCCAUUUUAUCUCAAUAGUCUGGCAUUCUUUUAUGUACACUCCCUCUUCAUUGUUUGUCACCUCCAACAGACUAGUAAGAACACUUCCUAAUUUGUAUUCUGACUGUAUGCUUAGUUAAGUCUUCACCUCUGCAAAAUAGUUUGUGUGGGGGGAAAAAACCAAAUUGAAUGCCUAAUCAAACUUAUUAGCUAAAACAUCUAGAUAGUUAGGUGCAAUUCUAUAAGUGAACAGUUGAAGUUGCAUGAUUUGCAUUGAUGUAUCUGUUUUGUUGCUAUUUGUUCAUGUUGCACUUUAUGCAGACCAUGUAGCCUGAACUCAUUAAAUCUUAAAUUCAA
Chelonia mydas (Green sea turtle) is the source of this 4772-nucleotide messenger RNA. It is a transcript of the gene RIGI, whose product is annotated as DExD/H-box helicase 58. Bases 1403 to 4198 code for a protein of 931 amino acids. The record is from RefSeq and is a predicted model, not a curated record. The transcript has 18 exons. Gene Ontology annotation, molecular function: ATP binding; zinc ion binding; single-stranded RNA binding. Gene Ontology annotation, cellular component: cytoplasm. Lineage: Eukaryota; Metazoa; Chordata; Testudines; Cheloniidae.